Alligator sinensis (Chinese alligator) is the source of this 1312-nucleotide messenger RNA. RefSeq names its product sequestosome 1 (gene SQSTM1). NCBI's taxonomy places the organism in Eukaryota, Metazoa, Chordata, Crocodylia, Alligatoridae. The transcript has 6 exons. Gene Ontology annotation, biological process: endosome organization; mitophagy; aggrephagy. Bases 75 to 1148 code for a protein of 357 amino acids. Gene Ontology annotation, cellular component: aggresome; amphisome. Gene Ontology annotation, molecular function: zinc ion binding; protein kinase C binding; K63-linked polyubiquitin modification-dependent protein binding. The record is from RefSeq and is a predicted model, not a curated record.
GGCCCGGGCGGAGGGGCCUGGCCGCCCGCGGGGGUCGCUCAUUGGGUUUCUCUCUCGCAGAUGAGGACGGGGACAUGAUCGCCUUCUCCAGCGACGAGGAGCUGGAGCUGGCCUGGCCCUACGUGAAGGACGGCGUCUUCCGUGUCUACAUUAAAGAGAAAAAGGAGUGCAGGCGUGAACAUCGCCCACAGUGCAGCCAGGAGCAGCCCCCAAACGUGGUGCAUCCCAACGUCAUCUGCGAUGGCUGCGAGGGACCGGUGGUGGGUGCUAGGUUCAAGUGCACUGUCUGUCCAGACUACGACCUGUGCAGCACUUGUGCGGGAAAAGGCCUCCAUAAGGAGCACAACAUGGUCAUGUUCCAGAGUCCACUUGAGUGGUUCCCACGAGGUCGCUGGCUACGCAAGCUGAGGCACGGUGCUCCUCCCUUUGCCUGGAUGCAUAGCUGGGGGUAUCCAGCUCCUUCAGCUCCGUGCCAGAACUCUGGGCAGGAACAAGCCAGUACGGCACCGGAAAAUCCAGCCCCUGAGCAAGGCAUUGAGGUAGAUAUUGAUGUGGAACACGGAGGACAAAGAAGCAAAGUGACUCCCACCUGCCCUAGCUCCAAGAAGAGUGAUGCUGACUCUGCGGGCAGUGCCACUACUCAGAACAGCCAGACCAAACAGGAAGGGAGCAGCACAGAACCUGCCCCAGAAAACAGUGCUAUUGCAGAGCAGAUGCAGGAGAUGGUGAUUGACUCUCCUCAGGCACAGAUGGAAGACAGCAGCUUCCAGUCUCAGUCAUUAGAACAGAGCGAUUCCAGUAGCAACUCAGCAGUUGAUGAGGACUGGACCCACUUAUCUUCAAAGGAAGUAGAUCCCUCAACAGGUGAGCUGCAAUCUCUACAAAUGCCAGAGACAGAUGGUCCCAGCUCGCUGGACCCAUCUCAGGCUCCCCCUACACCAGGGCCUACUGGAUUGAGAGAGGCUGCACUGUACCCACAUCUCCCACCAGAAGCAGAUCCUCGCCUGAUAGAAUCUCUGUCCCAAAUGCUGUCCAUGGGCUUCUCAGACGAGGGGGGAUGGCUCAGUCGUCUCCUGCAGGCAAAGAACUGCGACAUCGGGGCGGCGUUGGAUGCCAUCCAGUAUUCCAAGCAACCACCGCACUCUUAACACUUGCUGUGUAAUCUAAAGUACUUACCUGUAGUCUACCAGAAGCUGAACUUGUAUGACAGCUCAACCGUUGUUCUCCCUCUAUCAAGGGUCUUGUGUCUGUACUUGGUCUUUCUGUAAGUGCUCAGUAGAACAAAUAAAUAUCACUUCCUGCCUUUAAUUUA